Molecule: messenger RNA, 10248 nt
Organism: Pungitius pungitius (ninespine stickleback)
Lineage: Eukaryota; Metazoa; Chordata; Actinopteri; Perciformes; Gasterosteidae
Gene: prr12a
Product: proline rich 12a
Exons: 16
Coding region: 947-8998 (2683 amino acids)
Source: RefSeq, a predicted model, not a curated record
AGAGAGUACGGACAGCGGCCAGCCGCCUUCAAAAAUGGCGUCUCCGGAGGAAAAUUUGUAAAAGAUAUUAAAACGCGGCCCGUUUUUUUUACACUUCCUCGUUCGGUAUUUAUGUUUUAUUUUUAUUCUGCAUCGUGCGUUCCGCGCUGAAGGGCCGAACCCGUCGUCCCUUUCUCUCUCUCUUCUCUCUUUUUUUUUCUUCUUUUCUUCCUCCACAUUUGAAUGGCCACAGAAAUCAGAGGAGCGAGCAUUUGGGGGGAAAUAAAAGGCAGCCCUGUUUUUUUUUUUGUUUUUUUUUUAUUUUGAUGCGUCGUUACUGACAGCUAGCAUCCGCCGCUGCUAGCUCGCCUCUCCGCUGCUGGGUGGACGACGAUUUGCAUCAAAAGGGAGGUGGAAAUAAAACAAACGAGUUUGUGACCGUGGUUUCCCUCGCCGUUUCUCCGCAUCGUAGCAAAAGGACUAGCCUAAAGAAAGGGGAGGAGAGACGGUGGAAAAAGGACGCAUUCAAAUCAAAUGUUUAUCAGCCUUUCGUCCACCACCAGCCAACCCCCCCACCACCACCACCUCCCACUCCUCCUCCUCCUUCAUCAUGACUGAUUUUGGAUUUAACCUGCAUUCGAGGGGAUGAUAAAUGUGAAAGGCGAAGGAAAAGGAGAAAGACUGGCUUUUUUUUGUGGAGGUAGUUGGAUUAUAACCCCGUAGACCCCCCCCCCCUUUUUCAUCCAGCUUUCUCCUCCUCCUCCCCUCCAUUUCUCUUUCAAUAUGCUGUUUUCCACUCCUGAGGACUCGCUUAUGAAACCGGGGGAAAUAGCCUGAAAGCGAGAUCUGGAAAGACUGGAUUUUUUUCUCUCUCCCCCCCCCCCUUCCCUCCCCACUCCUCCCGUAAUCUGCGGUGCGACGUUCUCGUUGCUUUCGUCCCUCAUCGCAACACAUCGUAACCACAUAAAUGGAUAGAAAUUACCCGGGAACAGGAUUUGGUGAUUUGGGCGCAGGAGCAGGAUGGAGUUACGAGAGAUCGGCGAAAGCAAGUCUUGUGUAUGGGAGUUCCAGAUCAUCCCACCCUGAGUCUGAGCUCCUUCACAGACAAGCCUACGCCACCCCACACCCUCUGCAAGGCUAUGCCACCAAUCACCACCCAGGGAGCUCCGGCCAAGGCGGGGCUUGGGGAGCAGCUGGACGGAGUUUGGGCCUGUCAGGGCUCUUUGACACUGGCCUCCACCAUGCCAGCCCCUCCGCUCCCGAUGCCUCCGUCAUGAACCUGAUCUCAGCCCUGGAGUCUCGUGGCCCCCAGCCUCCACCCUCUGCUUCCUCCCUUCUCUCCCAGUUCCGCACGCCAUCCUGGCAGACAGCGAUGCACACACCUGCUCCCCCUGAACUAUUCAUCUCUGGGGCCCUUCCCGGCUCUGGCUCAUUCCCCUCCUCUUCAGCUCUCUCAGCCUAUCAGCAUCCAGCAUCCUUCUCCAGCCGCUCUUUCCCCACCGCCUCCCUUUCUCUCCAGGACACGCCCACAUUUAGUCCAACAUCCAAUGGCCUGCUGUCCCCACAUGACCCCUUGUUACAUAUCAAAGCCCCUUCCCAGUCCAGCCUGGGUUUUGAUAGGCUGCUGUCGUCGCAGGGAGCCGCAGCAGCUGCCUACAGGGGCAGCCAGGAUCCCAGCAGUGCCGCAUCCGCCCAGUCGUCCUCUGCCAGGCACCUGCAGUCGCACCAGUUCAACCUGCUGUCGUCACAGCUGCAGGACCAGUCGUCCCAGCUGUACAAUGCAUCAGUGUUUUCCUCGGCCCAGCCGCAGCCCCAGUCCCAGUCCAACUCGGCUCAGGAGCGCGCAGUUCCCCGGCAGGACAGUGUUAUCAAGCACUACCAGCGGCCCACGCCAGCUCAGUCACAGCUCUCGUCCUCUGCGGCCCACUCCCUUCAGCACUACCUCAGCUGCGGAGGGGCGGGGUACCAGCAGAUUGCCACCCACCACAGGCACGCCGGCCUUUCCUGCAGCCCGCUGGGCGACCAGAGCCCCUCGUCUGACCACAAGCCCAGCUCUCGCACCGAGCAGUAUCGGCCGAUCAUCCAGCCUCCCUAUUCGUCGUCGUCCUCCUCAUCGUCUUCUUCUUCAGCUGGGAAAGGUACAAAAAACAGCUCCAGCAGUGGCUAUUCUUCUGCCAGUUCAGCAUCAUCCUCGAGAACUCCCCACACGCCGCCAUCUGCUUCCUCUACCUCAUCGUCCUCCUCCUCUUCUUCUGCCACCUCCGGGGCUCAUCCUUCCAACUCAAUUCCCUCCUCCAGCUCCAGCGCAGCCACAUCCAGGCAGCAACCACCCCCGCAACCAGCCCCUCCUCCCCCAGCCCCACAGCAGCAGCAGCAGCAGCAGCAGCAGCCCCCGGCCUCCUCCACCUCGGCCCCUCAGGCGCUCCCCAAGUCCUGCCUCUCAGGCUACGGUUCUCCUGUUCCCCCAGGGAAGAACCCCACCUCUGCUCUCACUGGUCAGACCCCACCCCAACAACAGACACAGUCGUAUUCCCCCAACCAGCCCCCUCCUUCCCACCUGGCUCAGUCCUACGGAGGCUUCAAUUCACCACAAGCCCAAGACCUGAGCUCAGGUACAGGUGGGAAAGGCUAUGGGAGCUUGGGAGGGCGAAGCCAGUCAUACCCGACUGACAUAUAUGGCGCUGACUCUGCUUAUGGAUCGCUCCCGUCCUCUCUGGGUGGAGCUGGAAGCCCAUCGCUGGGCUACGGAGCCCCGGGUCACUCCCCUGCCCUCUUGAGGUCGAGUGGUUCAUCGGGCAGUGGCGCCUCUGGGGGAGGAAGCAGUAGCGGCACAGGAAGCGGGAACUCCGGUUCAGGAGGAGGCGGAGCCGGAAACGGCAUGACCAAUGAGAGAGGUGGAGGCGGAAGCGGUGGAGGGUCUUAUCAUAUCCCGGACUCGAGCCCCUCGCCAUCCGGCAACUCGGGCAUCAUCCGUCCAGGUUUGCACUCGCCGGUGCCCACCUGCCCCACGCAGUCUCCAGGGGGCGCGGCCUCGAACAAAUACAUUUCCUCGGUUCUCUCCCCCACCUUCCUGGCCUCCCCACAAGGCUACCCGGACACCAGAGGCCCCAGCUCCCAACCGCAGUCCUAUCAUUCCACCGCCUCCAAAGCGAAGGACACUUCCAUGCUCGGAGUGGGCUCUCAGCGAUCCCAAGAGGAAGUAGACGACGACGACGAGUUCUUAAUCCAGCACCUGCUGCAGGCCCAGGCGAGUCCCGCGCCCCACCACCCCCAACAACAAUCCCAACAGGCAUCCCAACAAACACAGCCUCAGCCCCAGGCAGGUCCCCCCACCACCGACUCCGGCAAAGGGCUGAGCUAUGACAUGGGUAAGGGCUCCGAGGAGAGGUACCAUCCCCAGAGUGUCAUACGCACCCAUAGUGCCACAUCCACUGGUAAUGCAGGCUCUGGAGGUUCCAUCUCAGGGCUGGAAAACCAGCUGGAGAUGUCACUAAAGAAGCAGCAGCAGCAACAACAACAGCAACAGCAGCAACAACAACACCAUCAUCAACAGCAGCAGCAACAACAACAACAACAACAGCAAAGGAACGAAAGGUCUGUUGGAAGCGGCAGGAACAGUGGGGGCAGAGGCAGCGCUGAACAAGUGCACUCUCAUCUCCAUCACCACGACAACCUCGGCUCGGUGGUCCACUAUGGGCGGGGUGACCCAUACAAUCAACACUCCCUUGCUCCCCAACACUCCUCGCACAGUCAGCACGUGUCCUCGCACCCGCAGAUCCCGCCGCACGCCCAAAUGGAUCUCCAGAAGAAGCCGCAGGAGCGCUCUGAGAUCCCGUAUCCUCGGAAAACACCGGAGGUCCAGCAGCAGCAGCAGCAGCAUUCCCAGUCGCAAGCGGCUGGCUCCCUCAUGGACUCUCCCACUGAUCAGUCCCGUCAGCCGCCACACCUGCUCCAGUCAGUGCUGUCCCACACCACCCGCAACAAACUGGAGCCUCAUCAACAGCACCACAAGAUGGACUCUCACCAACAACAACAACAACAUCAACAACAACAGCAGCAGCAGCACCACAAAAUGGACUCUCAUCGGCAGCACCAACAGCAUCACAAAAUGGACUCCCACCAACCACAUCAGCAACACCCGAAAAUGGACCCCCACCCUCAGCAUCAGCAGCACCACAAGAUGGACUCUCAUCCCCAGCAGCAGCAGCAGCACUCUAUUGGCCAACAACAAGGCGUGAUGGAAGGUGCCGGCGGCACACUUGGCUCGAGUAAACACCAGGCCCAGUCCCAGUCCCAAACCACGCAGCUGCAGCUUCAGCUGCAGUCGCAGGCCUUGGAGGUGGCCGCGGCUCACUACAACCACGGCGGCCAGCCCCAUCCGCACGAGCAGAGCCAGGUCAAGCAGGGCUCAGUGGCGUCUUCUUUGGACAUGCUGGAGCGCUCCCUGUCUCAGACCUCCGGCUCAGACGGAACCGGCGCGGAGGACCGGCGCGGUGGAGCGGGCGGCGUGGGAAGGGGUGGAGGAAGCAGCGAGCGCCACAGGCAGCAGCAGCAGCAGCAGCAGCAGGAGCAGCAGCAGAGGCAGCAUCCGUCCCACCAUCACACGCAGCAACACUCGGCCUCUGAGCUGCACUCCUUCCUCUCCGAGCCCGAUAUCGGCUUGUCCACCCCGCCUCACAUGCACCAUCUUUCACAGCACCACCCCCAGCAGCAGCAGCAGCAGCACCCAAGCACUCAGCACCAACAGACCCACUCCCACCACCCUCACCAGCAGCCCCCGCACCCCCACCACAUCCCCCCGCCGUCUGCCUCGGCCCACUCCCAGCCACAACCGGACCAACAGCAGCAGCAGCAGCCGCUGUCGACCCAGCUCCCCCCUCAGCAGAGCCAGCUGGACCGACAGCGCGCCGAGCAGCAGCAGCAGCAGCACCAGUUCGACACCGUCAGCCCGGUGGAGAAAGCGGACCAGAAUCAACAGAGCAACCGCUUUGUACCCCUAACGUCCAUCUGCUUCCCGGACUCCCUCCUGCAGGACGAGGACCGCUCCUUUUUCCCGGGAAUGGAAGACAUGUUCUGUGCAGAGGACUACAAGUCGAGCUGCGCUGGCGGUGCAGGGCCAGGACAGGAGGACAUGAACGAAAGGCACACUGGACCAGAGGGGAUGGAUUCCAUGAAGGGCGGACAGGGUGGAGGUGGAGCCGGGGGAAGCGGUGGAGCCAGCUACGACAUGAUGGGUCACCAUGGUGGCGAUCAAGGUUAUGAACCCUACUGUCAUGGCCUGCAAGAACCCAGCAACAGCACCAUGACCCUGGAUCUAGACUCCCUGAAAAGCCACGAGCUCCCUUCCACUGUGAACACCGAACAGCUGGGGCUGAUACAGUCCCAGGGCUCAGCGAUGGGGAUGGGCCCCAAUUCCGCCGGCCCCAACAACCCUGGAGCCAAGAUGUCCUCUGGGCCCGGGGGACCGAGCCAAGGAGCUGGUCCUGGAGGCCUCCAGUCUCCCAUUUUCUGCUCGUCUCGGCCCAAGAAGCUCCUCAAGUCCAGCUCUUUCCACCUGUUAAAGGAGCGCCGGGACCCCAACACGCUGCCCAAAAAGAGCUACGCUCAAGAAUACGAGUUCGAAGACGAUGAGGAUAAAGCCGACCAGCCGGCGGACAUCCGGUUGAACAGCCGGAGGCUCCCGGACCUUUUGCCGGACCUUGUGUCCAGCUGCAGAAAGGGGGGGGGAGGAGGAGGAGGAGGAGGAGGAGGAAGUGGCUCCCUCAGCCCUUUAAUGGGUGACAUCGACUUCUACCACUCGUCUGGGUUCUCCUCAAUGGGGUCCCACCCUCUUCUGCCUCAGGAUGGACCCAAGAAGCGGGGCCGAAAGCCCACUAGACCCAAGAGAGAGGGCCCCCCGAGGCCAAGAGGCAGGCCUCGCAUCCGCCCCAUGCCGGAGCCCUACACGCCACGAGGGAUGAUGGGAGAGAUGGGUGGGGCAACCGUAGGAGGGGGGUUCACGGUGGAGGGACGAGGUAGGGGCAGGGGCCGUGGAAGCCGAGGCAGGGGACAAAGGAGGGAGGACAUGUACAUGGAGAUGAGCGGGAAGGAGCCCGAUCAGAUGCACCAACAUCCCCUCCAGCAGCAGCAUCAGCAGCAUCACCAGCAGCAGCAGCAGCUCCAUCACCAGCCCCAACAGCAGCUACACGAGCCAAUUCCUCCCCUGAAGAUCAAGUUACCAAUUGGUACCCUGUCCUCCUCCGAUGCCUUGCUGAGGACGGACUCGUUGUCGGGGACGGACCCCGCUCUGUCGGACGGCUCGGUGGGCUCCGCUCCCUCACUCGGUUUAAGUCCCGGGCCCCCCUGCAGCGCCGAAAGCAACCGAAGUCAGGAAAAGAACAAGCAGAAGAUCCACAUGAUGAGUGAAGGGGUGGAUGACGAGGGGCUGGAGGACCGAGGCGAUGAAAAGGACUCUGAAUGCAAAGCCGGCUUCGUCGCUUCAUUCUUGGACUUCCUCAAGACGGGGAAGAGACCCCCAGGCCUGGACAUCUCUCCGGGAAUGGAAGCUGACAACGGAGACACCUCGCCCUGUAAAUCGGGAGGCCUGCGCCCGCUGUCUCCCGCGCAUCCUCCGCCGCCUCCGCCGCCGCCUCCGUUCGGGGACAGCGAAGGCAACGGGGGCCUGGCGCUGGGCAACUGCCCGAGCCCGAAGCGCUUGGAAGACGAGCUGAAGAGGAACCUGGAGACCCUGCCGUCGUUUUCCUCCGACGAGGAGGACUCCGUCGGAAAGAACCAGGACCUCCAGAAGAGCAUCUCCUCCGCCAUAUCCGCUUUGUACGACACGCCCCAGCUGACCUCCAACCUCCAGACCCCGCUGCCGCCGUCGCCUCCUCCGGCGCCUCAGUCCCCACUGACUCCUACGCUGCAGCCCCCCACGCUCAGCCCGCAGCCCACCAUGCACACGCCUCACCACCUGCCCGAGUCCAGCGAGCCCGACGUCCUCCAGCUAGAGGACGGAGACAUGGACGAGAGCAAGGAUGAGGUGAAUGAGGAGGACAAUACUAACAACAACAACAACCAGGAGGAGGAGGAGGAAGAGGAGGAGGAGGAAGAGGAGAGGAGCACAGGUGGGGAUGAGGAGAGCGAUUUGACCGAGGAAAGAGAGACACAGCUGGAAACCCUCGGUGCCCCUAAUCUUGAAGCGUCCCUCCCCGAGAUUCCUCUAGAGCCCGAGACUCCUGAACCCCCCUCUGUCCCCGCGUCUCUUGUCGCCGCCUCCUCCUCCUCCUCCUCCUCCUCCUCUUCCGCCUCUCCUUCUCACUCCCCCCUCCCUCCCCUCUCCCUCCCCUCACCCCUGCCCCUACCGGACGAACAACGGGAGAGCUCCCAGCCUCCCAGCCCCGUUGCCCCCGCGUGCCCGUCCCCGCCACGCCCCCAAGCGCCGGCCGCCCUCCUCCCGCCGCCGGCGUCCCCUCCUCCCGCGGCGGCGUCCCCUCCUCCCGCGGCGGCGUCCCCUCCUCCCCCGACGGCGUCCGAGGACCAGAAGGAGUCUCCCGUGCCGUCUCCGGAGUCCCCCGCCUCUCCCGAAGACCCGCCGGCUCCCAAGGUCAACUCCCUGCACCUGGCCCAGAAGCAGGGAGACGCCGCCAUUGCCGGAGAGAGCGAGGAGGACGAGAGCGAGAGCGGAGGCGAGGGCAUCUUCAGAGAGCGGGACGAGUUCGUAGUACGGGUCGAGGACAUUCGAACCCUCAAGCUGGCCCUGCAAACGGGCCGCGAGCCUCCGCCCAUAUGGAGGGUGCAGAAAGCGCUGCUGCAGAAGUUCAGCCCUGAGAUCAAAGAUGGGCAGAGGCAGUUCUGCGCCACAAGCAACUAUCUCGGCUACUUCGGCGACGCCAAGCGGCGGUACCAGCGCAUCUAUGUCAAGUUCCUGGAGAACGUCAACAAGAAGGACUACGUCCGAGUCUGCUCUCGGAGACCUUGGCGCAGAGCCCCACCUGCUCUCAGACGGCAGUCCCUCUCCCGAAUGGCGUCCCCUCCUGCCGCCCAGGCGCCACCCAAAGUGGAGAAAGAGGAGAGGGUGUCUCCCUCGGUGCAGCGUGACCAGAGGGAGAAAACCAGAACGGCAACCACGAAAGAACCGCGGGAGAAGAAGGAGGUUCCAGCCGCCCAGCCCAAAGCGAAGGAGAAGGAGAAGGAGCGGGAGCCCGAGAAGGAGAAGCGAGCGCAGCCGCAGACGGACAAAGCGGAGAAACGCGCCGCGGCGACGGAGCGGAGUAGAGCCAAGGAGGAGAAGAAGGCGGUGGAGAGGAAGGAGAAGGAGAAGGCCGAGCGCCCACCCAAGUCCAAGCCGGCCAAAGUGAAGGCGGAGCCGCCGCCGAAGAAGAGGAAGCGGUGGCUGAAGGAAAUCCCUUCAUCGUCUGACUCGGACUCCUCGGAGGAGGCCGCCAGUGAGAAUGAAAUGCCCGUCAAAGGAGGCGUGAACAACCGGGCCAUGAGGGAGAUGUUCAGGAGCUACGUGGAGAUGCUGGUCAGCACAGCGCUGGACCCCGACAUGAUCCAAGCGCUGGAGGACACCGACGAUGAGCUGUACCUCCCUCCUAUGAGGAAGAUUGACAGCAUCAUCAGCGAACAGAAGAGGAGGUUGUUGAGGAGAGUCGGCAUGAGCUCUCAGCACCAGGAGGUCCUUCACGCUUACCCGCAGAUCAUUGUAGACCCCCUGGACUCAGGAGUGGUCAGGGUGCGCCUAAGUGGGGACGCUUACAACCGAAAGACCCUCAACAGAGUCAAAAAGACCCUGCCUAAGCCACAGGACCUUAAACUGUCAGCUGAGACGUAUCGCAUCUACAGUCUCUUCCACUCCCUGCAUCACUAUAAAUACCACACCUUCUUACAGUGCAAGAAAGAGACGAACUCCAUCGAGCAGGCUGCAGAGGACCCGGGCCAGGAGGAAGUGGUGCAGCAGUGCAUGGCCAACCAGAGCUGGCUGGACGCCCUCUUCGGCUCCUGGAUCGAGCUGCUCACCCUCAGCACCAAAGUCUGAGUCGACCAGACAGACAGACAGACAGACAGACAGACAGACGGAGAGACAGCAUGGACUACAGCAAGGGGAUUUAGAAGGAAAAAAUAAAACUAAUAGAAGAUGCAAAGAGAUGGAUCCUACUGUACAGCCCCCCCCCCGACCCGCUUUGAAGGCUCUUAGGAGCUGAGGAUGGAUUUUUAAGGCUCUUGACGGACACUGGGAGCUCCAUCCACGUGACCUCGGACACUGGCCUCUGCUCUUUAUCUUGUUGCUGAUCACUGACUAAAGAAAUGUCUUACUUUGGGAAAGGGCGGGGGGACCCUACAGGAGCAGGGGUCACUGGCAGGGUGGAGAGGAGGAGGAGGAGGAGGAGGAGGAGGAGGGGGGGGUGACAGGACAAAGACGAGCAGCCCUAAACGCCAAGUCAACGGAGGAGCCACUGACAUCUUGUGAACUCUGUGUCAUGAGGAAAAUAGUUCAAAAGAGAAGCUAUUUCCACUUAGUUUUUACAUAAAUUAUUUUUUUGAAGACUAACAUCAGCUGUGGGCUUUUGAACGGAGUGGAAGAGGGUGAGAAUGCUUUUUAAACCGCGUGGAGAGCGUGCCGUGAACACUGACUCGUCCACGGAUAGAAACACGAAGCGUGUUUAAUAGACUCCCUCUCAUCGCGUGAAGGGCAGCACCUGCCAGCUGUGUGGUAAUAUAUGAACACAUUUUUAUUAUUUAUAUGGGGAGGUUUUUAACUUAAAACUCUCACAAGCGCCCGGGUUGCUGCCCUGACAUUUUAAAACCCUUUUUGAUUUCCCACAGGAUCAGAACACGGUCGUUACCGCCUUCCCCUCUAUUCAAAAGAACGGACGGCGAGACUCAAAUGUUGUAUCAAAUACAGUGCGUGUAAAGUAACGAGCAAAAAAAAAACAAAAAAGAAGAAGAAGAGUGGGGAACGUCUAUUUGAAACUUAACAUUGUCGUGCUUCAGUUCAAUCAUCCGUCAUGCAGGUGCAAAGAAAAAGAAGUAAACUUUCCAUUUCCCAUGUGGGAAGGAGUAUAAAUACGUAAUAUUUAAAGAGGAAAUAGUCAUUUCAUUUUUAUCAUUUUGAUGUUUGUGCAUACUAUGACUUAUUUUGACUUAUUUUCAAAACAAUCUAAUUUUCCAUAAAAAAAAAGGAAAAAAAGGCUUGUAAAUAUUGUACAGUUCUUGAUGAAAUUCUUUGUCCUUCUGUACAUUAACUCUCCUGUAUUUGAGAAACAAAUAAAAUCUGCAAAGAACAAA